GGACACUUAUGAAAAUGCAUUUGUUCUUGCAGGUAGCUAUAGUAUGGCUGUCCGCUGGGGUGGGAGAAAGUGUCUGUCCCCACCUAGACACUGGGCUGCUGAAAUGGGGAGAGAAAAGUUCCUGGGCCUCCAAGGUAGUGCCGAAAGAAGGGGACAAGGUUCUGAUUCCAUCAGGCAAGAAGCUCGUCCUGAAUGUGUCCCCGCCCUGUCUGUCCUCCAUCACCAUCGAGGCUGGAGCAGCGUUAGUCUGGGGCGACGUGGACAACCUCAACGUCUGUGUCAGCUACAUCCUCAUCAGAGGCCGCCUCCAGAUCGGCAGUGAAGACUGCAGGUUCACCAGGAAAACUCACAUCAGACUUACAGGUGAAAGCAACUCCACGCUGUCUGUUUCUGGCUUUGGGAGGAAGUUUAUUGGCGUGGCUGCAGGAGGCACGAUUGAGAUACAUGGAGAAGAGAAGCCAUCAUGGACGAAGUUGAUCCAGACAGCUGAACCAAGCACCUGUGACAACCUCUUUAAUUUCCAGAGAAGCCUGUUCCAGGUGGAAUCUUCCCGAGGUCUGUAUGUGUCUGUGUUUAAUGAGGACAGCUCUCUGUGGGACUUUGCCGUGUUCAGGACCGGGGAGGACACCGCUGACGAGGACCUAAAAUUUAAGGAAUUCAUAAAAAGUGUUCCCCGAGACAAGAUUCUGGCAGUAGCUCUUCAAGGUGAACUUGGAACUGGGGACAUGACCGCUGUGUACACAGCACUGGACGCUGCUGGGGGUCUGACGUCAUCAGUUAUCAGGAACGUCACAGGCAGACAGGCUUACGCCUUUAUCACAAGAAUCGGUCACAGUGAUACAACCAUCGAGAGACAUGUCAUCAACCCACGCCACAAAGACAUUGUAGAAACCGGCUACCUGGCUGUCGAUGUCAAUGGAUUCCAGUUCAGUGUGAACAGCAAAGUCUUUUCAAAUGCGAACAAAAAGAGAGGUGUCGACUUUCGAGUUCUUCCAGCGGAAACAGCCUACCCAUGCCUGAAACUGAACGCUGAUGUCUCGGCGUGGAGGCCCGGUGAUAAGAUCGUCCUAGCUUCCACCGACUUUAACUGGAGACAGGCUGAAGAAAUGACCAUCAAGAGUUGUCCUUCUUGUGCCGUCAACGAGAUCUGUCUGACAGAGCCACUGAAAUACAUGCACUAUGGGGAGGUAACUCUUGGUGUGGACGAGAGGGCGGAAGUGGGACUGCUGAGUCGGAACAUCCUCAUAGAGGGCGUGAUACCGGAAGAGGGCUGCAGUAUCAACGAGCCGGAAGAUCAGUACCUCUGUGACUUGUUUGGAUUUGACACAUUCGGAGGUCAUAUCAAGAUUGUGAAAGGCUUCAAGGCAGCUCGCAUUCAAGGCGUUGAACUCUACCACAUGGGGCAGCAGAGAUUUGUCGGUACCUACCCUCUUCACUUCCACAUGUGCGACGACGUGGACGGCAACUGGUUCCGUCACAACUCCAUCCACCACUCCUUGACGAGAUGCGUCACUGUCCACGGCUCCGAUGGCGCUGAGGUGUCUCACAAUGUGUGCUAUCUCCACCACGGCCACGGCUUCUUCCUGGAGGACAGCGCAGAGCAGAGGAACGUCUUCGACAGCAACCUUUGUAUCGGCACCAUGCACGGCACCCACAUCAUGUCCGACAUGAAGAAGGAAUGGUGCAAUUCCACCAUGAAGGAAUUCUGCGACGCCCUCUCCUCCUACUGGAUCACUCACCCUAACAACACCUUCAUCAACAACGUGGCCGCCGGCUCAGAUAAUGCAGGAUUUUGGAUCCUUGGGUCUCGUCUCCCCCUCGGCCCCUCCCGACAACGCCAGCUGGAGAGGGGGUUGGUGCCAGAGUUCCAUGCCAUGCAGACAAAGAUCAAAGAAUUCAGAAACAACACGGCUCACUCAAAUGUGGAUAGAGGCCUCCGGAUUGACAAACGCAUUUCUCACGGACAAUACAAGAACAAAGUAUAUGUCCCAGAGAAUGGCGUUCUUGGUGCCAAGGUGUCUCACACACCUAUGACUUCCCCAUCAAAAACUGGAGGGCAGUUUGAUAAGUCCUACCUAUAUGGAUUUACAGCCUACAAAAACGGAGGCACAAAUGUCUGGACUAAAGCUGGGAUCGUCAUUAUGAGUAAUUUCACGCUGGCCGAUGCUAUGCAGGGUAUCACCAUGGCGUCGGCUGAUACAGGGACAUAUGCCAAGCUGACCAACUCCAUGCUGGUGGGCGAGACAGAUAACUUGGGUGUUUCGCAGGAACCAUUCGGACGUUCCAGAUCUGGCAUAGCGGAGGAACCGCUUCAGGGAGUUGUCUUCUACCAGGGUCCAGGCCACGUGACCAAUACCUUCUUUAACAAAUAUGAGACGAAGACGUCAGGGUCAGUGACCAGAUACGCAGGGGCCGUCAGCGUGAAGCGCAGCAACCCCUACCCCCCUAAAGCCAGCAGCCAUGUUGAGGGGAUCAAGUUCGGCUUCUGUGACAUGAUAGAGGGGAACUGGGCGUAUAAGGGAGACCCAUCUGUUCCGCUUAUGAGGAACAGGGACGGCAACAGACAGAUCACCUUCCGAGACAUCGACGGCAGCGUCUCCGGGACUGCGGGGACCCAGUUCGUGCCGAACACACGUUUCCACACCACUAACCAGUGUGACUAUAGGCCGGUCUCGAACUUCGCAGUGUGUCCCCAUGACUACGCUAAGGCUGUCUUUAGUGGCGACGGAGCCCUUAAAACAUUGAAGUCCAACUAUCCACUGUACAUGCGCCGGGACGACCGACCUGUUGAUGCGUUUGCCUUGAAAGGCACCAAGGGAAAUGCCUACCUGGUCAUCAAGAAGAAAUCCUAUACGGUCUAUUUCAACGGAACUGCUCCGACAAGGCUGAAGGUCGCAGGACAUAAUUUGGAAAGUGGUGACUAUGUCAGACUUGGACUGUGCUACCCUAAAGACGUGACCAGCUUCAGCUUCUCCAGUGGACUUCCUAUGAUAGGGUCAUCUACUCCUGCUUUCAAAGUCAGCAGCAUCAGUGACCUGGACAGCGACACCACCGGGAGGGCCUACUUCUGGGACAAGGCUACAGGCCUGCUUUUCAUCAAGAUGUAUUCCAAUGUCGACCGUGUUGAUGGAGAGAGAUGUCCAGGAUACAAGUGUCCGUAUAUCAUCAUCACUAGAACCGGUGGCAGUAACAGCCUUGCAGACUGCUUUCACGACGCAUACGAUGGAACCUACAACCAGCCUGAAGAUGAUGCAGUGAAUAUUCCCAAAGCUAAACCUUGUGUUACGACUAAGUCAAAGGAACCUGACAUCCAGGGCUUUGGUGCCGAGGUGGAGUCCAACUUCUUCAGUGCUGCACCUUCUACACCAGUGUGUCCAGCUGAUCCUGUACAUAAAGGUCGAACUAAACCCGAGCUGAAGGGCUGUUUCAAAGACUCCUCAACCUACAGAGAUAUCCCCUAUGCUUUUAUCGAGCUACCAAUGUCCAUGACGGUGGACACCUGUGUUGAAAGAUGCUACAACCGGGGUUACAUCUACGCUGCUCUGCAGGGCGGUACGGAGUGCAGAUGUGGUAAUAUGUAUGGAGGCUUUGGAACCAGCACCAUGUGCUCCAAACCCUGUUCAGGCAACACAACCGUCAACUGUGGAGGUUCCCUGGCUAAUGCUGUCUACACCACCGGCAACACUACAUUGCCAGCCAGAAUCACGUGCGGGCCUGGAGACAACGGCGCAGUGAUUGACGGGAAGUGUUAUUACCUCACUUCCGGUAGAUACUCUUACGUUGAAGCUCAAAGGCAGUGUGUUCUACAUGGUGGUGAGCUUGCGACCAUCAUGUCGGACACUGUCCAGUCUCAGGUUGAAUGCUACAUGAGACCAUAUAAGGCUGACGCCUGGUUUGGUCUGAACGACGUUGUCAAUGACGGCACUUACACCUUCGUCGAUGGUACACCCUUAGGCAGCUACAGCAACUUUAUUCUAAACCAAGGAUUGUCUUCAGAGCGUGACUUUGGAGUGCUGACUGCACGUAGCCUUUACCGUUGGGACGUCAGGGAAGACGCGACUCACCCGGCUUUGUGCCAACUGCCUAUGCCGGUCGCAGUACCAGUCCGUUGUGGUCAGAAUAAUUACGGUCAGCGACUGGAAGGCGGCGGCUGUUACCUUGUUAUCGACACAGCCGUUGACUACAUCACAGCCCGUUACGCCUGUCACACUAGACGGGGGACACUGGCGGAUGUCUCGACUCCCCGCAAGUUGGCAGCAGUGACGGAACACAUCUUCAGGUUUGGUCGGACGAUGAACUACUGGAUAGCUGAAGAACAUGGUGACAUUAUUGAUUUGGACCACGCUUUGAUUUACAGUAAGAAGAAGGCGAACAAAGAAACCAAGAACGGCGUCGUGUGCAGCAUUGAAACCCUGUCUUCUACAAGACCAUGUUCAACUGACUGGCUCCACAAAGACGGCAACUGCUACCUGAACAGCGGGGACCGCGGCAACUACGACAAAGCCAAGUUGUUCUGCAAUCAAGGCGACAGCAUGGUUGUCACGGUUCUCAGUGACCAUGAAAACUCCUUCGUCGCAGACACCGUGAAGACAAAGACACUCGGUCCCAGUGUCUAUAUUGCUCCAGGACACGUGGACAACAAGGCCACCAGUGACGACGACGGGUCUUCAUCAGCCUACACCAACUGGGACAACAAGCGGGGCAAGGGUAAAGGAAGCUGCGUUCUACUGGCAUCUCACAACUCGAAAUGGCGGAACACCAAGUGUAGCAGGAUCGCAGCCAUCAUGUGUAAAGCCCGGGCUGUGUCAUGAGACACGCUGUGGCGGAAGUCCGUCGAGAUAUCUGCAGAUUGAAGGGGUGCAUGGGAUCUUUUGGUUUUAUUUUAUCAAGUCAAUUAGACAGGGUUUUGUUUUCAAACGGUUUUAAUUUCAGAAAUAGAUGUUAGUGUAGACCCUCCAUUUUCGUCAUGGUCAAUUUGUAGACUUCCUCACCACAGUAUGUCACUUCAUUACUAGCAUGAGAGCAGCACACGUGUGUAUCCGAGGUUCUAUGUUUUGUGGUGUUAUAUAUUUAUGCAUUAUGUACUGUAAAUAAUGUGUUUAUUUUAUGUGAUGGACUCGUGCAAUACUAGAGUGAGGGAAUGGGUGAGUUUAGUUGUACGCCGCACUCAGCAAUAUUCCAGCUAUAUGGCGGCGGUCUGUAAAUAAUCGAGUCUG
Molecule: messenger RNA, 5216 nt
Organism: Haliotis rubra (blacklip abalone)
Lineage: Eukaryota; Metazoa; Mollusca; Gastropoda; Lepetellida; Haliotidae
Product: cell surface hyaluronidase-like
Exons: 36
Coding region: 9-4811 (1600 amino acids)
Source: RefSeq, a predicted model, not a curated record